Messenger RNA from Sinocyclocheilus anshuiensis, 2138 nucleotides. Its product is annotated as solute carrier family 22 member 2-like. The record is from RefSeq and is a predicted model, not a curated record. Gene Ontology annotation, molecular function: transmembrane transporter activity. Lineage: Eukaryota; Metazoa; Chordata; Actinopteri; Cypriniformes; Cyprinidae. Gene Ontology annotation, cellular component: membrane. Bases 378 to 1943 code for a protein of 521 amino acids. The transcript is spliced from 9 exons. Gene Ontology annotation, biological process: transmembrane transport.
GUCUAGACAAAAAGUUUACCCAGACUGUUUCAGGGUUUAGUUAAAUUAGUAAUCGUUUAGUAAGUCUUUGGCAGUGUGUUGAUACAGUGUCAAAGACUACUUACUAAACCACUUACUGAACCACUAUCAUACAACACUUUCUGAGCAAAAAUUAUACAGUGACAAAUUACGUAAAACAGGCUUCAGAUGUCACUGUGGUUAAAAUGUAACUUGGUGGCCCUUGUAAUUGGUCAGUCACAGCACGAAUAUAUCAAAUUUCAACCUUCUCUGGACUUUUGGUCAGCCAGCUGUGGGUAAAUACUCUGCCUCAACUUAGAGGACCUCUUUUUACAGCUGCGGACACCUUCAGGUCCUCCACCGCCAGGCAUACAGUGACCAUGACCACUUUCGAAGACAUCUUAGAGGAGGCCGGCGCGUUCGGUCGGAGCCAGAUGCGAAUUGUGUCCAUUUUCUGUUUGGUCUCCAUACCGUUUUCUUUCGUAUACGUAGGGAUUGUUUUCCAGGGCUUCACCCCCGAACAUUGGUGCCGUGACCCAGCCGUCAGUGGGAUCCGGGAGAGAUGCAGCUGGAGCCUUCAAGACGCACGCAGGGCGACUGUACCCUUGAUGAACAGCUCCGUAGGGGUCACGUACAAUCAGUGUCAGAGAUUGGACAUGGACUGGAACGCCACCGGUCUAACCUGCGACAAUCCAGAAAGUGAGCUCAUCCAGGCCCAGCUUUCUACUCUACCCAUGACGGGCUGUACAGAUGGCUGGGAGUACGACUAUGAAGGGAGACAGUCGUUCGUGACUGAGUUUGAUCUAGUGUGUGCAGAUGCCUGGUAUGUUGACAUGUUCCAGGCCAUGCUCAGUGUUGGUUUCUUAGUGGGCAGCAUUGCAAUUGGAUACCUGGCAGACAAAUACGGCAGAAUGAAGAGUUUCCUAAUGACCAACUUCUUCAUCGGAGUAGCAGGGAUUCUGGUGGCCACGGCCCCUAAUUACAUCGCCCUGCUGGUGUUCAGAGUGCUCUUUGGCUUUGGGGUGAAGGGCGGCUGGAUGGUUGGAUACGUGCUAAUCACAGAGCUGGUUGGAGUGGAAUACAGGAGAACGGUGGGAGUGACCUAUCAGAUGUUCUUCAGCCUGGGCAUUCUCAUCCUUCCUCUCUUAGCGUACUUCAUACCAAACUGGCGCUGGCUACAGGUGGUCUUCACCAUACCUUACAUCUGCUUCCUGACGUACUAUUGGUUUAUCCCCGAAUCACCAAGAUGGCUCCUUAGCCAAAACAAGAGAAACGAAGCACUAGAGAUCACAAAAGCAAUAGCCAAGGAGAACAAAAAGACACUGUCCAAGAAUACUGAGACACUGACUGAUGAAAAUACAGACUCAAUCUCGACUGCGUCUUUCAUGGACCUGUUCAAGACUUCCAAAUUGAGAAAAUUCACAUUCAUCCUGAGCUUCAACUGGUUCACCAGUGCUGUGGUUUACCAGGGUCUCAUUAUGAGGCUGGGAAUCCUCGGAGGAAACGUGUACGUGGACUUCCUCAUAUCUGGAAUCGUGGAAUUGCCUGCAGCUUUCCUCAUCCUCCUCACUAUUGAGCGGAUCGGUCGACGGCUUCCUUUUGCAGCUGCAAAUAUCGUGGCAGGGGCGGCCUGCUUAAUCACAGCGUUCAUCCCCGACAGUAUGUUCUGGUUAAAAAGUGCUGUUGCUUGUGUUGGACGGCUGGGCAUCACUAUGGCUUUUGAAAUGGUUGUGUUUGUGAAUACUGAACUAUAUCCCACCGUUAUCAGAAAUCUGGGUGUUUCGGUCUGUUCCACACUGUGUGACAUUGGCGGGAUUAUAGCGCCGUUCCUGCUCUACAGGCUUGCUGUCAUCUGGCUAGAACUACCUCUCAUUAUUUUCGGUACAAAAACAGAACACAAACUGUGUUGUUUGUAUUGUCAGAUGUCACCAAAUGUACCUAAUUAACCUUGAGAUGCAGGAAAAUGACAUCCUGACAGCUGAUUGGCUGAUGGUACACACACACACACACACACACACACUCCCAAACACUUCACUAGAAACUAUCCUGAGGAGUGACAUUAAAAGCAGCAGAGAAAAAUAAAAGUUAUUUUCAGACUUUUAAAAGACCUAUAGUGAAAUUGGCAUUGGCAAAACGUGUAU